AUGUUGAGGAACAACUCGAAGAUCCAAAAAGAACAACGAUCAAUGAUGUCAGAUGAGAUGAAGAUUCAAGGAUAUGAAAAGAGUAGCGCUCAGUGCAAAAUACGUAUGCAUACACUCAAACGAAAUUUCUGGGAUUGUAAAAAGUACAUGAAAACAAGAGACAAGUGUCGAAAACUGUGCAAGUUUUAUGAUAAACUGAACGAGAUUGUGGGCCAAAGACCAACAUCACCUGUGAAGAUGAUAGAAAGUAUGGGCCAGAGACAGCGUCUUGCCACACAGGUGAUGUCAGAUGACAGUUAUAACACAGCUGAGAUGGAGGGUGAUGGACAUAAUGAUGAUUUAGAAGAAAGGGAUGGUAGCGAACAUCUCGAUGCGAUUGAUGACAAGGACGAUCAAGCCGAAGAUGAUGAUGAUAAGGAUGAAAAAAAGGAAGAUGAGAAUGCAAACAAAAAUGACACAGAGAGGAAAGAAGAGGAGUCAGAAGACCAAGUCAAAAGGAAAACCAUGAAAAAAGACAAGGGAAUAAAGAAAACAAGACUGGAGACUGUUUUGGGAAGUAUAAUGAAAGUGCACUCGGAAAGUAACACAAAGUUUGAAAAUGCUAUGAUGCCAUUAGAACAUAAAGAAAAUUGA
This is a messenger RNA of Haliotis rubra (blacklip abalone), 633 nucleotides long. Its product is annotated as nuclear polyadenylated RNA-binding protein 3-like. The coding region runs from base 1 to 633 and encodes 210 amino acids. The transcript has a single exon. The record is from RefSeq and is a predicted model, not a curated record. Lineage: Eukaryota; Metazoa; Mollusca; Gastropoda; Lepetellida; Haliotidae.